Puntigrus tetrazona (Sumatra barb) is the source of this 1663-nucleotide messenger RNA. RefSeq lists its product as uncharacterized. The coding region runs from base 575 to 1534 and encodes 319 amino acids. The transcript has 5 exons. Lineage: Eukaryota; Metazoa; Chordata; Actinopteri; Cypriniformes; Cyprinidae. The record is from RefSeq and is a predicted model, not a curated record.
CAAAAACGUAUGUAUAUCCAUGCCUAAAUCUAUAUGGAUAAAAACCUUUUAGCUAUUUUACAAACAUUAUUUGGAUUACCCCACUUUAUAUGGGCCUAGUGAGCGAUUUCUACAAAUACUAGCAUUUAACAUUUACUUGUAUUAUGGUGCUUAUCUAUUGUGUUUAAAGAAACUCACUUAAUCAGUCACGAUGUUCGAUGAUUGUCCAGAUUUGUCUCGUAGAGCAUGACGGGUAAUGCCGCUGCGUGCGUAGAUUGUGACGUGCCUGCGUCAUUCUUCCCGGGUUUUGGAGUGUUCAAUUUCGAAUCGACUCUGAUUCUUUCAUGUUUUCAAGGAGCCGAUUCAGGUUUAAUUUUCUCAAUUCUUAAGAAACAACGAGAUGCAAGUUAAUAGUGUAACUACUCGAAGUAUCGAUUAUUGAAAGUAUGCAUGAAAACACAUCAUUGUCAUGCAUGCCAAUGGAAUGAAUUGCCAUCAUCUUUUGGAGUGGUCUUGUGAUUCCGAAACGGAAAGCCGAUUCUUUUUGAACGGAUUUGGAGUGAGCCUGCACCCAUGAGUUUCUGGUUGAAUUAAAAUGUCCAGAUUAGUGCAGGAACUUUUGUGUUUAAUUCGAAAACCUAAAACCCUUUCGCACAAACGAAAGAUUGUGUUGUGGAUGCAGAAGAAGGGUCUUUUGCACCGGAGAAUGCGAUGCAAAUGCAAAGAAAAAAUGAAACUUGAAAAACAGCCACGUCGAGAUGGAUAUCAUUGGGUUUGCAGACGAUGCCGAGGAGUUACGACAGUUCGUAAGAAUACAAUUUUCUACCAGUCCCGCAGAUCAUUGCAGAACCAUGUAGAAUUCAUCUACAGGUUUUCCCAAGGUCUAAGAAUGAGACAGAUAGACCUGAUGGAGGAUGGUGUGGCUUCAAGCAGCAGAACUUUAUCUCGAAUGACUGUAGUAGUGAGAAAGGUCUGCAUACGGGCAGUAAAGAAACUUGGGCACCUAGGACAAAUGAAAGUUGGAGGUCAUCACUGCUUUGUCCUCAUAGAUGAGAGCAAAUUUUCACAUAAGAGAAAGUACAACCGUGGCAGAUUUGGUUCUGCUUGGCGACGCAACAAAAAAUGGGUUUUAGGCAUACUAGAAGUUGAGCAGACAAGAAGAAAACCCAUUCUCAAAGUGGUAAGAAGACGGUCAAAAAAUGAACUCUUGCCAAAUAUUUUGAAGCAUGUCCGGAGAGGCUCCAGUAUAAUUACUGAUGAAUGGCGAGCUUAUCGCAGGGCUUUGACACAGGCAGGCUAUGACCAUCACACAGUGUGCCACAAGAGGAAUUUUGUUGAUCCAGUAACAAGAGCACAUACACAACAUUUGGAGCGUGCCUGGAAGACGUACAAAAUGGAUAUAUGGCGCCACCGUGGCAACAGGACAACUAAACUUUUGAAAGAGCACCUCAAGGUCAUUGAAUGGGAAUACUGGCUUGCCAGGAACCAUCCCUCACACAUUCUUGGCCGCCUUAUACAUGACAUUAGAAAAUACAACUUACAUGAAUGUAGUUAACCAGCCUGUAAAGAAACAGAACUUUGUGCACCGCCAACUGUUUAUAACUCUUUAUAUUGGUUAAUUAAAUGUAUGUGGUAAAACCUUGUAAUUUUACAGUUUUAAUGAAUAAAACAUGAUUUGCAUUGG